Ustilago hordei is the source of this 1059-nucleotide messenger RNA. RefSeq lists its product as uncharacterized. NCBI's taxonomy places the organism in Eukaryota, Fungi, Basidiomycota, Ustilaginomycetes, Ustilaginales, Ustilaginaceae. The transcript has a single exon. The coding region runs from base 1 to 1059 and encodes 352 amino acids. The record is from RefSeq and is a predicted model, not a curated record.
AUGUUUGCUACCACUAACGACCUCAGUAUGUGCUCCCGAGCCGUUGCAAAGCCUCCCUGCCCUCAGACAAAAUCCGAGUCUAGCAUUCUCCCGACGAAGCACACUAUCAAUCGCAACAAAAAGCAUCUCUUCAAGGCAACUUCUGUGGACUCUGCCGAUGAGAUUCAGGUCAUCGAAAACCAGCAGGCCGCCAUCCCUAUUCAGACCGCUCACGAUCCUAGACCAUCCGAUCGACACUCGGAUCUCGACAUUGGCAGUGUCCACGCUCACAGACGGAGGUCAUCUCCGCUCUUUGAAAGGCGAAAGAGAGACGACAUCGACCUGCUUGGCGAAUCGAUGGAUAGCAGCGACGACGAAUACAGAGUCACCUCGGCUCGCGACUCGAACGACAGAGGCCGAGGACGACGCAUCAAGCCCUUGCUACAUCGCAAGCAGACCCACCCUCCUCAUCGACAGCAGCGAAGCGACUACAACAUGGCCGACAUGACUGCCUACUCGCCGCGCCUCGGCUAUCCCGUUGAUUGCGGCUACAGUCCCGAUGCAGUCUCUAAGCAAUACACACGAUAUCACAACAACGAAAAUAUGCACAAGCAUGCUCAUCGAUCUCAUCAAGGCCAUGACAAGCCUUUCAACGUCCCUCCUCCCGUGCCCUCUGGGAUUGAGCACGAGGCUAUGGUCUUCGACAAUUUCGAAGACAUCAGCUCCAUCUACUCGGCCUCCGAACAGGAGCAGGAGAACCAAGACCCCUUCGACACUCAUCUCCACUUUGUGCGUCCUGCCAUGCCGAUUUGCACCAAUCCAGGUGCAUUUGUCACACUCGAACCUCUCGUCACUCCCACAAGCUCGUCGAAUGGAGGACUACAAGACACGGAACAAGCGAGCAGUCAAGCGAAACGGAAUCGCCUCGGACAUCACCGAACUGCCAGCGAGCUCUUUCCUACAUGCUCUGCCAACUCCAAGCUGGUCGAUGUCCGAGCUACUCGCCGUCGCGCUACUGUGGGGGCCGAAGCUGCUUACCGCUUUCCAACUUUGAGUCGUCGGGGUGACCUUUCAGCUUGA